Molecule: messenger RNA, 1554 nt
Organism: Aspergillus neoniger CBS 115656
Lineage: Eukaryota; Fungi; Ascomycota; Eurotiomycetes; Eurotiales; Aspergillaceae
Product: flavin monoamine oxidase family protein
Exons: 4
Coding region: 1-1554 (517 amino acids)
Molecular function (GO): oxidoreductase activity
Source: RefSeq, a predicted model, not a curated record
AUGGGCAGGAGGCCCAACGUGGCUGUCAUUGGGGCUGGUCUAUCGGGCUUGAGAUGCGCUGACAUUCUUAUCCAGAAUGGUGCCCGGGUGACACUAUUUGAAGCGAGAGACAGAGUCGGCGGCCGGGUACAUCAGCAGAAGAUCCACGAACAUCUUAUAGACAUGGGCCCGAACUGGAUACAUGGCACUGGGAAAAACCCGAUUGUUGCGAUUUCAGAAGCAACAAGGACAGUGCUCGAAGACUUUGAAGGGAAUCAGGCUCUGAUCUCCACAGAUGGCAAGGCAAUUGACGAUGCACUAGCUGCUAAAGUAUCAGCGGUACUGUGGACGACUAUCGAGAAGGCCUUUGAAUAUAGCAAUACGCACAAAGAUAUCAUUCCACCUGAACGAAGCCUGCUUGACUUCUUCCGCGAGGAGGUGGAGAAGACAGACCUCAGCGCUGCCGAGAAGGAGCUUUGCAUUGAAUCCUGCAGACUAUGGGGAGCGUACGUCGGUGAUCCAAUCGAGAGGCAGAGCUUGAAAUUCUUCUGUCUUGAGGAGUGCAUAGAUGGGAAUAACUUCUUUGUAGCAUCGACAUACAAGAACAUUCUCAAGUAUGUCUCUCAGAACGCUCUCCAACGCGCAGAUAUCCGUUUCAGCCAACCAAUCGUGAAAGUCGACUCCGAGUCCCGGAAAGCCAUGGGAUCCCCCAGCAAAGUGAAUCUCACAACAGCAUCAGGAGAGACCUUCCAGUUCGACGAAGUAGUCGUCACCUGCCCACUCGGCUGGCUCAAACGCAACAAACAAGCCUUCACCCCAGACCUUCCCCCUCGACUUAAUCAAGCCAUCGACAGCAUUUCCUACGGCAGACUAGAAAAAGUCUACGUUACAUUUUCCCGCGCAUACUGGCACGCCGGCCCCCAGGAUCCCAAGACCGCCGACAUCCUCAAAACCAACCUAGAAUACAACAGCUUCGAGAACCCCACCUUUGCCCAAUUCCUCAACCCAGAAUACACUGAAAAACCGAACAACAUCCUCUGGAACCAAGAAUGUAUCUCGCUCGCCGCUCUCCCCACCUCCUCCUGCGCACACCCCACUCUCCUCUUCUACACCUUUGGCCCCUGCUCCACAUACAUUGUUUCCAAGCUAAAGGGCCUCGAUCCCUCAUCCAAAGAAUACUUCAACUUCCUCAACGACUUCCUCCAUCCCUUCUACUCCCGCCUCUACGGCUACUCAGACUCAUCCCCAGACUGCAAACCAAUCGCCUUCGCCGCAACGCAGUGGCAGAACGACCCCUACGCUGGUAACGGCUCCUACUGCAACUUCCAAGUCGGCCUCACUCAGGGAGAUCGAGACAUCGAGGUCUUGCGCGCGGGCAUGGGCGCAGACCGCGGUGUCUGGUUCGCGGGCGAACAUACAGCGCCGUUUGUGGCGCUGGGCACCACCACCGGUGCGUAUUGGAGUGGUGAGCGCGCUGCAGGCCAAAUUUGCAAUCUGUAUGGGCUGGGUAGGCUUGGUAUUGGGUUGGAGAGGGACGAUUCGUUGCCUUCUGCUACGCCGAAGGGGCUUUUAUAA